Messenger RNA from Histoplasma mississippiense, 2463 nucleotides. RefSeq lists its product as hypothetical. Gene Ontology annotation, molecular function: magnesium ion transmembrane transporter activity. Gene Ontology annotation, cellular component: membrane. The transcript is spliced from 4 exons. The coding region runs from base 1 to 2463 and encodes 820 amino acids. Gene Ontology annotation, biological process: magnesium ion transport. NCBI's taxonomy places the organism in Eukaryota, Fungi, Ascomycota, Eurotiomycetes, Onygenales, Ajellomycetaceae. The record is from RefSeq and is a predicted model, not a curated record.
AUGCUUGACACCACAGAUGCUCAUUUAAUUUAUGCGCGGUCUGGCGGUGGCGCAGGCGGUGGCGCGUUCGGUGGCCCAGAUGGCAGGCCUCCCGCUUUCAAGGCCGUUGGGAUCUCCCUGGCUGUCGGUUCGGGACUUUUCAUCGGCGUCUCCUUUGUGCUGAAAAAGGUCGGCUUGCUCAAGGCAAAUGUUAAGUAUAAUGAGGAUCCUGGAGAGGGGAUGGGGUAUUUGAAGGUGUGGUGGUGGUGGGGCGGGAUGACAUUAAUGAUUAUCGGGGAAAUAUGCAACUUCGUCGCGUAUGCCUUUGUCGACGCAAUUUUAGUGACACCCCUUGGUGCCCUUUCCGUUGUCGUCACCACCAUCCUUUCUGCUAUCUUCCUCAAGGAACGCCUGAGUUUCGUGGGCAAAGUAGGCUGUUUCAAUUGCAUCAUCGGCUCCGUCAUCAUCGCCAUGAAUGCCCCCUCUCAGUCGUCCGUCGCGACCAUCCAGGACAUGAAACAUUUUGUCAUCGCUCCCGGUUUUCUCACUUGGGCUGGUCUCAUUAUUGUGGGAUGCACCUUUGUUGCACUCUGGGCAGGCCCCCGGUAUGGCAACAAGAGCAUGUUUGUCUAUCUCAGCAUCUGCAGUCUCAUCGGUGGCCUAAGCGUUGUCGCGACUCAGGGACUGGGAGCUGCUAUCAUCUCUCAGAUCCAGGGUAUAUCUCAAUUUAAGGAGUGGUUUUUGUAUGUUUUGUUGGUAUUUGUUAUUGGGACGCUGUUGACUGAGAUCAUUUAUUUAAAUAAAGCGUUGAAUAUUUUUAAUGCGGCGUUGGUUACACCUACAUACUACGUCUUUUUUACGAGUGCUACGAUCGUUACGUCUGCAAUUCUGUUUCAAGGAUUCAAGGGGACUGCAAUUAACAUUACUACAGUUGUCAUGGGUUUUCUUCAAAUUUGUUCUGGCGUUGUCUUAUUACAGCUCUCAAAAUCCGCCAAGGACGUUCCGGAUACUGCUAUUUUCAAAGGCGAUUUAGACCAGGUACGCGAAGUUGCUGAGCAGGAGCAACCGGAAUCUGAACCAAAGGCCGACGCCAUUCGUGGCACAGCUGCCAUUAUUCGUCGGAUAUCGAGUGCAAGACAGAGGAUGGAGGAGGAGGAAGCUAGGAGAUACUAUGAGGAGAGAAAAAUUGAUGAAUUGGAGCCACCGCGGGAAGGAGAAGUGAUCGAAUGGGACGGGCUACGGAGACGUAGGACUGUCGUCGGAGAAAGCCCCCUAAGUAUCCCUUCACGCCGGAUAACGAACCGUCACCCACCUCUGGGCAUGUCGAAAUUCCCUGAUUUUGUUGAUGAAGAGCUUCCCCACCACAGACCUAGCACCAAAGGGAGUGGCAAAAGUGAUUUACAUUCUGGAAUGACUGAAGCCGAGGCACCCGGCUCUCUUGGUGAAGCGUUUCAACAUAACCAUCGCCGGAACCGAAGCGGAACAGUGCAGACGAUUCAAUGGGCGAGUAGUGUCAAAUCCGGUGGCUCUUCCAACCCACAGUCGCCCAGUCGUAGCAAUACUCUUCCAGAACAAGUCCAGCAUCAUGCCCCAAGUCGACAGUUCUCAUUCCAUAACUUUUUUAGUCGACGGAUGUCUAACGAGCCACCGCAUGAUAAUGAUGGUGGUAACAUGGCAGAACAUUCUACCUCUCCAGGAAAUCGUCUUUUUGCGUUUGGCCACCUUUCGUCGCGGAAUCAUCAUCAAAACGAGCAAAAACGUAGUAUGAUGAGAGACGGCACGGAGGAAGAAGCCCUCGGCCUUGUGAAGGUAGACAGUUCCCAGUUAAAAGGGCAGACGCAAUUCCAUGACUAUUCACCAACACCUACACCUACUACUCCAACGUUUGAUAAGCAAGCGAUUCAAAGCGACAUGCUUCGGGCAGAAUAUCAACAACCCCCCAGUCGAUCUCCAUCAACAUCAAGUGCUUCUACCACAGAAUCAAGAACUGAGUACAAGCCACACAAUACACGAAUGCUUUCACAAGACAGAAGAGAUACAACAGCCACUAUUGCUUCUUCGAAAUACCCGGAUUCGCUCCACCAUGGACAGUCCACUCUUCCGCCCCACUCGCAACCACCAAAAUACGACGAUACAAUAGCUGAGAUCAAAGCGCCCUCACCACCGCCCCAUUCGCGCUCCCUCCCACAUAUCCCAUCCCACUCAACAACUCUUUCAACAGCUACAGCUACAGCUACAGCUACAGCUUCAACUACGGCAGUGAUGGCAUCUCAACAACAACUUCACCCCCUUCCCUCCCUCCCCACCGAAUCACACUCUAGACACCCAUACGCAUUCCCAAACACUCCCGAAAAGGCUUCAUCACUCCCCUUCUCCACACACCUUUUCACCCUCCUCCCGCGCGGCACCAGCGUAUAUCCCAUCGCUAUCCCUUCCAGCAUCAUCCGCAACGUCUCUCGCAUCAAGUAUGAGCGCGGAGAAUGA